AUGGGCCGCCUCAACGAGACUGUCAGUCGCCGCGGUGUGGGUCCGAAGGACGGAGGAAUCACCAGACGCCCUGACGGAUCAUUUUCACCUAUCACUCUACGACUCUGCUGGCUUGGCUUCGUAGCUCUCCAUGCCUUCUGCUAUGUGUACUUCUCGGUAUUUGCUUGGUGCUACUGGAACAUGCCGGGGACUCUCUUGGAUACAUGGUUAUUCUUUUUCAACCUUGGAAUGGGCAGCGAGAACGACCAUGCUAUCGCUGUUGUCCACGGGUGCGUGGCUGCAGUUCACCUGGUCUAUCUUCUCUGGAUGAUCGGUUGGUCGUUCAAGAAGGGGCGUCUUGUGUUCGCUGUCUACAACGUGUUUACUCGUCCAACAACACGGGAGAGGAGCGAAAGGCGCAGGACUUCCAGAGUUUGUAGUGCCUACCAUGGAGCUCUCUCAAAAGGUGGGCUUCUGGGAGUGGAUGGACCAUACUUCGACUUGGUGUUAUUGUGUCGAGAAAUCAUCGAGACAGCACUGCAAACGCAGCAGGCCUACCGUAUGAGUGUACUCUUACCGCGUAGUCAAUUCAACCGGGGUUAUUCUGCGCUGCUGAUUCUCAACUGCUGGAGCACAGCACUCGUGCAUUCACUUUACCACGCAGAUGCAGCAAGGCGGCGACUGUUAGCUGUCGUAUGCGACUGUAUUCUAGACCUGGUGACUUCCGUUGGGAUCACGUCGGUGCUGUUAGCCAUCUACUACAGAGAUUUCGAUUUCCAGCUUAGUGGAUUCCCAGCGAGUAAGUGGUAUGAAGAUGUCUGGGUUGUGCACGUUUUCAGCGAGUUUCAACUUCUCCUGGUCAGCUCGUGGGGCGAUUUGGCUUUGCGAGUGGUAUUUGCUCUGAACAUGGUGAGCAACAUGAACAACAUUAAGAAGAUUUUGAGUGCAAAGUCGCCGAAGAGGAGGCAAUCAAAGUCUGCCCACGAAGUGACGUCAGUACUGCCUCUGUAUCCCAGCAUGAGGGACUCAAAUGAGACUCGAACGCAGAGCAAGUUGGAUAUAGUUGUGGCAUCCGAGUCUCGUGUCGCAAAGAUCCUAUUUUUCGUGUGGGGUGCGGCAAUUCUCGUUCUGCAUUUGUAUGCCGAGUCUGUUCCUGGACUACCUCAGUGUAAAAUGCAAGUGAAACCCUGGAUGACCUCCGAACCAUCGUGUUCCCUGCUAGUACUGGACUGUUACGAGUCGAAUUUCAGUGGUAACGAGAACGAAGUUAUUGCAGAAUGGAGUGCCUUCAAUCCAAAGACCACUGUUCGGAUUGUGAUACGGCACUGCCACCAUCUUGAGGUACCAGAUCUGUUGACAGAGUUUUCAAGUAUGAAGGUUCUGAAGAUCUACAACUCGACAGUCGUGCAAUGGAAGGAAAGCGCUGCUCUCUCGCAAAACCACCACCCCGACCUUAUGAUGCUAUAUCUCGUCCGCGUUAACCUGACAAAUGGUGAACUUCCUGCAGGCCUGCUGGGUGAUAAUUUUCCGCAUAUGUUGCUGGACAUCGAGUUCUGUGCCACAAACUUGCGCACUUUGCCAGAAGAUUUUGACUUGAAGUGGCCACAGGCUGCUAGCAUUUACUUUGAAGCAAGUGAGUUUACGGAGGUCCCCGCUUCGUUAGCACGACUUGCUCCGUACGAUCUGUCGCUGGCGAUGAACCCCAUCUCGGUUAUUCCUGCCUCUGUGUUUGAAGGUGACGUCGGGUUUCUUCACAUCGGCGGGACGCUUUUCACUGAACUGCCUGAAAGUGUGCCCGAAAUGUCGCCCUUGCUUGCACUUCGCGUGGAUAGCACGAACACCACCUUUUUCUGGAAUUGGAUUGACCCUACGCUUGAAAAUGCUCGCACACUGCUUGUAGACACGUACCCGAUACUAGCUGCAAACUCUCCGUACUGCACCGACCUUCAGCGGAUCUAUGAUGGCCAGCAAGCCAGCUUUUCAGCUCCAAGGCACAAGAACGAGUCUGUUAUUUUGCUAAACGCGUCCGUGAGUAACUGGCCAGCACUGGAAGCUGCUGUAUCAUGUGAACCGUGGCCGACUACUUGGUAUCCCAUCGAAUUUGAAGAUGCAUACAGCGGAAUCGAAGUGGAUUAA
Molecule: messenger RNA, 2115 nt
Organism: Phytophthora sojae
Lineage: Eukaryota; Oomycota; Peronosporomycetes; Peronosporales; Peronosporaceae
Exons: 1
Coding region: 1-2115 (704 amino acids)
Source: RefSeq, a predicted model, not a curated record